Molecule: messenger RNA, 1557 nt
Organism: Pseudocercospora fijiensis CIRAD86
Lineage: Eukaryota; Fungi; Ascomycota; Dothideomycetes; Mycosphaerellales; Mycosphaerellaceae
Exons: 3
Coding region: 1-1557 (518 amino acids)
Cellular component (GO): small-subunit processome; box C/D methylation guide snoRNP complex
Molecular function (GO): snoRNA binding
Source: RefSeq, a predicted model, not a curated record
AUGUCGGUCGACUACCUCCUCCACGAGUCCUCCGUGGGCUAUGCAGUUUUCAAGGUGAAGCUGCAAUCCGACACCAUCGGCGCCCGCCAGAAGGAGGUUCAAGAUGCGCACACAGAUCUGGCCAAAUUUGGGAAGAUGGUGGAGCUGGUGUCCUUUGCGCCAUUCCAGGGAGCUGCGCAAGCAUUGGAGAACGCCAACGAGAUUUCUGAGGGCCUCAUGAGCGACUACCUCAAAACCACUCUCGAAGCGAAUCUGCCCAAAGCCGGCAAGAAGAACAAAGUCACUCUCGGCGUGGGAGACAAGAACUUGGCAGGAAGCAUCAAGUCUGCCUUUUCUGGUCUGGAGUGCGAGACACCAGAGACAAGCGAGCUGGCUGCCGACUUGCUGCGCGGCAUUCGCCUGCACUCUGAGAAGCUCGUCAAGCAACUCCAGACCGGUGAUAUUGGACGUGCACAGCUCGGCCUUGGUCACGCAUACUCGCGUGCCAAGGUCAAGUUCUCCGUUCAGAAGAAUGAUAACCACAUCAUUCAAGCGAUCGCGACCAUUGACCACCUCGACAAGGCAGUGAACACAUUCUCCAUGCGAGUGAGAGAAUGGUACGGCUGGCACUUCCCGGAGCUGAUACGAAUCGUCAGCGAGAACCAGAAAUACGCGCGAUGUGCUCUCUUCAUUGGCGACAAGAAGUCCCUCACUGAGGAUAGCCUGCACGAUCUCGCCAAGAUUCUGGAUGAUGACGAGAGCAUUGCGAAGGCCAUCAUUGAGGCCGCACGAGUAUCCAUGGGCCAGGACAUCUCAGACGCGGACAUGGAGAAUGUCAUGACCUUCGCCAAGCGCACUGCCGACCUCGCCGCCUACCGUAAGUCGUUGGGCAAUUACCUCGUUGCGAAGAUGGGUGUUGUCGCACCCAACUUGGCUGCACUUAUCGGAGAAACCGUUGGAGCUCGUCUCAUUUCCCACGCUGGCUCGCUAACAAACUUGGCCAAGUACCCUGCUUCGACUGUACAGAUCCUUGGUGCUGAGAAGGCGCUUUUCCGUGCUCUCAAGACCAAGGGCAACACUCCCAAAUAUGGUUUGAUCUACCACUCAUCAUUCAUUGGUAAGGCUGGAACCAAGAACAAGGGCAGAAUAUCACGCUUCCUUGCGAACAAGACUUCCAUUGCCUCCCGGAUCGACAACUUCAGUAUGGCACCGACUAGGGUGUUCGGUGAAGCACUUCGAGCGCAGGUCGAUGAGCGAUUACGAUUUUACGCCGAAGGCGUCAACCCGACCAAGAAUGCCGAUGCAAUGAAAGCCGCAAUGGAUGCCACCCUUGCCAACAUGGAAAUCGAUGACCCGACUGCCGAAGCUGCCGACGAAGAGAUUGCCGCUGCUGGCGUCACAUCACAAGCCACCGAGCAGAAGCAACGAAAGGAGAAGAAGAAGGACAAGAAGUCCAAGUCUAAAGACGAGGAUAAGAAGCUCAAGAAGGACAAGAAGGAAAAGCGCAAGUCCUCGACAUUAGCAGACGGCGACGAUGAGCAAAUCAAGAAGAAAAAGAAGAAGAGCAAGUCGGAGUAG